GAGCCCCUUUCGCAUGCGACCCAUGUUCCUCGCGGGUGACCUGCCAUGGAGAGUCCGGGAGCUGGCAACCCGGUUUGGGCACCAGGUCUUGGGAACUUUAUCAGUGCUGGUCACUGGCACUGGCAGCUAGCAGAGCUGGCACAGGCUCUGGAGCUUCGCCGCGGUGAUCACGUUGCUGCCGCGCCCGUUGCUGCUGCGGGUGCCGUUGACGCCGUGCGUCCGGCGGCGCAGGCGCUGUCGUCCGCGGCCGGCGGUGACGGCGGCGCUUGGGCGAAAACGAUCUGCUGGGAGCCGAGCGUCGGGCAACUGCGGCAGUUGAGGCAACGCAUGGCCAAUGGUGGCCGCGUGGUGGCUGCCGCCCGCCCUUGGCGGGCGGUUGAUUGGCCAGCCGCUUCUCGCCCAGUGAGAUGGUCACCUCAAUCUGAAGAGAGGCUUUGCAAGAACUUUCUGGAUGCAGGCUUUGAGCUGCUCCAGGUGCGAGUGUGCUGUUAUCCUUGCGAAAUCACGUGGACCGCUUGGCUCAACGUGCUGGAGAAGCUCUUCCCCGAGCACGGACGCCAGCGGAGCACGAUGGCAGAUCCCGAGGGCGAACGCUAUCUCCACUUUGAUGAUCGCCUCCUUCUGGUCACGGCUCAGCUUCCGAACCCCGCGCCACUCGCCACGCUGGCGACGCUUCGCUGCUGUGCCAAACGCCGGAGGCUGUGCCAAACGAGUUCCGGCCCCACUUUGGGAGCUGGCAAGGAGUUCCGGCUGCCAUUGGGGUGGCACCUGGCGUUGGAAGGUUUCUGGGCGCCACUGCUGGUGCUCCAGCCAUGGGAAGCUCAAGAGGUACUGGAGCAGCUGGAUGCUCACGCACAGCAGGUCAUCGGAAGCGGAGCAAAGGUGGAAGAUCUGCAGGGAGAGCAGCGCUUCAAAGUGCAUUUGCUGUAUCCCUGGGCCGCUCGCUUGGUGCGGCACCCGGUUUUAGUGUCGGCGGUGCAAAAGGCCUUGGGCACGCAGGACGUGUUACUUUGGUUCUCGGAGGUGAAUGCUAAAGCGCCGAUGUCCAAAUGCCAUGCGGCUCCACAUCAGGAUGGGAUUUUCGCAUCGCUGUGGCCCAACGAUGCGGUGUGCAGCGUCUUCGUGGCGCUGACGGACGCCACAGCGGAGAUGGGAGGCUUAUUCUUCCAGCGCGGGUCGCAUCUGAGGGGCCAACUGCCUCACAUCGUGGAUGGGGAGGCUCAGAACUUGAUCGGCUUCAAGUGUGAAGAGGCGAACCAGGUCUUCGAUUCAGACGAAGCCGUGCCAGUGGAACUGAAGGCUGGAGAGGCCAGUCUUCACACCUUCCGCACCCUCCACUGGUCUGGUCCCAACUUAACCUCCACCCGGCGCGUGGGCCUCGCGCUGCGCUACGUCCGCGCGGACGUGGCGCGCUCGCGGCCGCUGCGUCGCCGCGAGAGCGCCACGGUGGCGGCCGGGCGCUACGACGCCCGGCGUGGGGCCUUCGACGUGGAGAUGGAGCCGCGAAGAGCGCUGGGAGAGGAGGAGGUGAAGUGCCAUCAGGAGGCCUUGGCAAGGGAGAGGGAGAACUACUGUGCAGAUGAGGUGUGA
Molecule: messenger RNA, 1590 nt
Organism: Durusdinium trenchii
Lineage: Eukaryota; Dinophyceae; Suessiales; Symbiodiniaceae
Source: the annotation of a GenBank genome assembly